UCGAUCAGCCCUUCACUGCGGCUGUGCACUGAUGUCUCUCUCUCUCUUUCACACACACACACACACACACGCGCGCGCUCGCGCACACUGUCUCUUCUGUUCACGUUCCCAGAUAGAAGUACCAAGAAAAUAAUCUUUCAUUGAUUCCUCUCGUCGGACAGCAUGGCCUCUGGUGUCACAGUCAGUGAUGAAGUCAUCAAAGUCUUCAAUGACAUGAAAGUACGGAAGUCCUCGACCUCAGACGAGGUGAAAAAGCGCAAAAAGGGAGUGCUGUUCUGCCUCAGCGAUGACAAGAAGAAGAUCGUGGUAGAAGAAGGCAGGCAGAUCUUAGUCGGAGACAUUGGAGACAGUGUCGAUGACCCUUACGCCUGCUUCGUGAAGCUCCUUCCUCUCAACGACUGCAGAUACGGCUUAUACGAUGCCACUUACGAAACUAAAGAGUCCAAGAAAGAAGACUUGGUAUUUAUAUUUUGGGCCCCUGAAGGUGCGCCGUUAAAAAGCAAGAUGAUUUAUGCUAGCUCAAAAGAUGCCAUUAAGAAGAAGUUUACAGGUAUCAAACACGAAUGGCAGGUUAAUGGUUUAGAUGACAUUCAGGACCGCUCAACCCUGGCAGAGAAGUUGGGCGGAAACGUGGUCGUAUCGCUGGAGGGGAGACCAUUGUAAACUCAACAGCCAUGUGCCAUCUGGAAUCCACACGCUCUCAUCUAUCAUAUGAUCCUGAAGGAAUAAUCCUAGUUGUCUUUAUUUCCUUUUUUUAGUUUGUUUCUUGCUGUUGUUUUUUUCCACACUAAGGAGAUCUCAUUAACACAUGUAAGAAAAAAUCUACCAGCUGAAUGAUAGCUUACUUUUGCAGUUAACUUUUAUACGUCCCUAAAGAACUUUCUCUUUGUGUUUUGCCAAACGACAGAAGAAAGCUUGGAUGAUCAGAUAUUAAGAGUUGAUUUUUUAUUAUGCUGUAAGAGAAUGCUGUACGUUAAUGCCUCACAGCAAUGUGUUAUCCGGUGACGAGCACUUUACAUGUUUGAAACUAUUUAUUUGAACUCUUCUGACUAAUCUGGCUCAUUUGACAUGGCGAAUUUUAUUUAGUCUAUGCAGAUAAACAAAGCACUUUUGGUUUUUACACUCCCAGUUGAAGGAGGACUAUGGGAUUUGUGUCUGUGUCAGAACCGGGAUAGAAGUUAGCACAGUUUUCAUUGCUGUUACACAUAUGGACAUAAACAGAUGGGUUCUGAACUCUUCACCGCAGCCUUUGAUUCAAACACACCUUUGAACGUGAAGCCCAGCUGCUUGGAAUGAUCUCUCUUUUAGUAACACUACAUGAAAACACAAUAUUAUCUGUAAAAUUGGCAAUAUUUGCGGCCUGAAGUAAAACAUUGUUUCUGAGAUCGAGGAAGGUGCCACCGUGAAAUAAAAUCUUGUGGCAGGA
This is a messenger RNA of Carassius carassius (crucian carp), 1426 nucleotides long. It is a transcript of the gene cfl2, whose product is annotated as cofilin 2 (muscle). Gene Ontology annotation, biological process: cell motility; actin filament fragmentation; actin filament severing. Gene Ontology annotation, molecular function: actin filament binding. The transcript is spliced from 4 exons. Gene Ontology annotation, cellular component: actin cytoskeleton; cytoplasm; actin cortical patch. The coding region runs from base 163 to 663 and encodes 166 amino acids. NCBI's taxonomy places the organism in Eukaryota, Metazoa, Chordata, Actinopteri, Cypriniformes, Cyprinidae. The record is from RefSeq and is a predicted model, not a curated record.